Merops nubicus (carmine bee-eater) is the source of this 331-nucleotide messenger RNA. Its product is annotated as CDK-activating kinase assembly factor MAT1-like. The annotation marks the transcript as partial. Gene Ontology annotation, biological process: regulation of transcription by RNA polymerase II; nucleotide-excision repair; positive regulation of cyclin-dependent protein serine/threonine kinase activity. The record is from RefSeq and is a predicted model, not a curated record. The transcript has 3 exons. Gene Ontology annotation, molecular function: cyclin-dependent protein serine/threonine kinase activator activity. NCBI's taxonomy places the organism in Eukaryota, Metazoa, Chordata, Aves, Coraciiformes, Meropidae. Gene Ontology annotation, cellular component: transcription factor TFIIH holo complex.
AUGUGAGAGCUGUGUGGAACUGCUCUUUGUGAGAGGAGCUGGGAAUUGCCAUGAGUGCGAUACCCCCCUGCGGAAGAGUAACUUCAGGGUACAGCUCUUUGAGGAUCCUGCUAUUGACAAGGAAGUAGAAAUUCGGAAGAAAGUGUUGAAAAUAUACAAUAAAAGAGAGGAUGACUUUUCCAGUCUAAAUGAAUAUAAUGAUUUCCUGGAAGAAAUAGAAGAAAUUGUAUUUAACUUGACCAACAAUGUGGAUGUGGAGAACACCAAAAGGAGAAUGGAGCUGUACCAGAAGGAUAACAAAGAAGUCAUUCAGAAAAAUAAGAUAAAACUG